AUGGUCAAACGGAUCGAAGUCAAAAUUAUAAAUGUUACAGAAGACCAGCCGAUGUUGAGUAAUUUGACUCAACGAUGGCAUCAAAGCGAACAUCGUUGGGAGUUUGUGCUAUUGAAGCGGUGAGUGAUAUUGUUAUAGUAUGGUUGCUAAAAAUAAAAACUUUUGUUAAUUUUUUAAUUCAACAAGGUAGACCAUUUUCAAAAAAGUUCAAAGGAUUUUUUUGGGUUGGGGAGGGGCCGGGAAGAAUAUACAAAAAGACGUUUUAAUCUAGUAUAUUGUAGUAUUCAAGUUAGUAAAAGACAUAAUUCUUAUUUUUUUCAGUUUCACCCAAAUUUUUGUGUUAUGUUUAGUAGCCGUAUCCUUGUUUGAAACGUUUUAUUGGAAGAAGAGAACAGUUAUGUUGUACGAUGAAAAAAGAGAUGUUACUGAUUACUGUGAUGGUGAAUUAGUGAGUUUUUGAAAUUAAUGCAUUUGAAAGAAUUUUUUAUUUUUUUCAUAGCUAGUUUAUGCCAUAGAAGGCUCAUUAGUAUGGCUCUCAGUAGUCUAGUAACUCGAUAGUGUGACACCUUAAUGAUAAGGACAGCUUUGAACCAGUCCUUUGAGUCUCAUACUAGAGAGGUUUGACUGUAUUCAAAUAAAAAUUUUUUUUGAUUGUAUGCAUAUUAACAUUCUGUUUUAAUUUACUUUACAAUUAGAUGAGAUACUACCACAAAUCAAAAAUCAAAGGCGAUUACUACGAACAGAAAGGAUUACUCUUCAGUUGCAGUCUGAUGCCCUAUCUGAAAAAGUUCAAACUAACUGAAAAUGAUCCGAUUCGAGAGGAAAAGGUAUGUUCUUUAACCUUGUCCUAAACAUGUUUGCCAUUGUUAAAUAACUACUUGUUUUACCAAAAUACUUCGUAAAAAAAGUAAAUCAAAGUUUUUUUAAAUUUCAAUAACUUUAAGAAAAAUUUUGGUAAAAUACGGGUUGGGCUUGACUACGUCUUAAGUGUUAUAAAAUAAUGACUUUUAUCUUUUUUAAAGCAAAAUAAUAAUUUUUACCAAAAAAUAUAAUUUUUAGCCAAACUUCCCUCAAGACACAGCAAUUGUGAUAGGCACCGACGCCACUUAUUGGCCAUCGUCUAAAGCCGUGAUCUCUCAAAUCAGAAAACACUUUGGUAACCGAACCAAAAUCAUUGUUUAUGACAUUGGAAAUCUAGCUGAAAACUUUGUAAGUUGAUACAUCUUACCUUACCUUACCCACCCUACCAUACCCUACCCUAUGCCCUACUACUUUACUCUACCUUCCCACACACUACCCUUUUUUUGUUUCAUUUAGAAAGCAGAAAUUGAUGGAAUUUGUAACUUGGAUUAUCGAUAUUUCAAUUUUAAAACGUUACCUUCAAAAGUCAGAAACUUGAAGACAUUCUCAUGGAAGAUAUUCAUCUUGGCCGUAAGUUUCUUACCGAAAAAAUCAAUAAUUUUAUCAUAUUUUGUCUAUACCAUCCAACUAAACCUAUUUAACAAUUAUUAGAUGGUUCAAAUAAUUCUGUGCUCCUUGAGCACGGUAAUUGGCUUUGAAAAAAGGCACAGAGUUAUUUGGACAGCGAAAUAUAAUAUAAUACUAAUUCCAACUACAAUACUAUAGGAAGUCUUUCGUGAAUACAACAACAUAAUGUACAUGGACUCCUCCAUCUUCAUUCAAACCGACGAAUUCGAAGUGUUUUUUGAAAUGAUGCACGAAAAGACGUUAACCCCAAUCCAGUUAAGUGGCUACACAGGCCACGGCUUGAGAUAUGCUACUCAUUCCAACAUGUACAACUACUUCCCAUUGGAUAAGAACGUCAAUAAGCAAGCCUGGAUGAUGGAAGCCAAUAUGAUUUUGAUGCAGCGGUCAGAAGAGACUAGGAAACUCUUGAAGUGGGCUGUGCUAUGUGCUGUUGUGGAGGAUUGUAUCAAUCCUUACAGUAAGUUCUAUUGUCUUAGGCUACAAAGAUAAUCGGUAGGGUAAGAUAAGAUAAGGUGGAGCGGAGUAGAGUAGGGUAGGUUAGGGUAAAGUAAGGCAUUUUCCGUUUCAUCCAAAUGAGCACCGAAGGUACCAAUUUCGACAUUCCACCGUUUUAGAUGCCGAGUUAUAUUGUCCACCGCACGACGAUGGAACCCGUGAAGGUGCAUGUCAUAGGCAAGACCAAAGUCUUCUCAACGUGUUACUUUACAACUUGGAAUAUGAAAUGAUGUUUAAUGGUAAGAUUUUCACUUUUAAAACCUUUCAUUAAGUCUAUAUUAAACUAAUUCAAACAAAAAAUAAGGGUUUAUCUAGGCUAUAUUGUCCACCAAUGUCUACUAUAAUAUAAUAUUACUUUUACUAUAAAAUAAUAUUAUUUGGACAGUAAAUGUUAUCUUUGAUUGAAAAACACAAUACCUGAUAUUUAGGCAUUCGAGUAGUACCUCAUAUGAGAAAAGAUCAUCCCAAAAACACUCGGCAGAGGCAUGAAACACGCCGACUUCAGUUUACUAAUGAAGACAUUGCACAAUGUAAAAACGUCUAA
This is a messenger RNA of Bursaphelenchus okinawaensis, 2527 nucleotides long. Lineage: Eukaryota; Metazoa; Nematoda; Chromadorea; Rhabditida; Aphelenchoididae. The record is from the annotation of a GenBank genome assembly.